Messenger RNA from Blepharisma stoltei, 891 nucleotides. NCBI's taxonomy places the organism in Eukaryota, Ciliophora, Heterotrichea, Heterotrichida, Blepharismidae. The record is from the annotation of a GenBank genome assembly.
AUGUUCCUGAACUUAGACACAAAAAUAAACCUACCAUCCCCAAUUAUGAUCAAUAUAUCUGAUGAUUUAUCCAGUAAUAUAGCUCUAGCAAACACAUGUGAGCAUUGCGGUCUGAAUUUUCGAAGCUCAGAAGAAAAAAUACUUCACUCAAAUCUAUCUAUUGAAAUUCAGUCACAACAAAUAUAUCAAAAUCAAGACUCAAAUGAUAAUGAUUUUUUCACAACAAAUAUAUCAACUUCAGCAGAUAUGAUCCCUCUAGAGAACAAUCUAGACAUAUACUCUAUUUGAAUGUAUAUGCUGAGAUUGCUGACUCUGUCUCUUGAUUGGUGAGUAAAAUUUAUCUGGUCGUUAACCAAAAGGAGUUAUUUUUGAAAAAGAAUAUUUUUGGCUAUUAAUAAUCUGUAAAUAUUAUAUUAAAAAAUUUAAUUUAAUUUAUAAAAUUUAUGUAUGGAAAAUAGCAAGCUGUUUAAAAUUUAGCUGAAGAUCUCAUAUAAAUUAUUAAUUGAAAAAAAUUCAUAAAAUUUAUCCGGAUUAAUUACCUAAAAGAUGGAUUUUUCACUAAUAAAGAGGCGAAAUGAGAAUUUUGAUCAUAAAAAAUCAUUAUAUAUUUAAAUAGAAAAAGGGAUAUCUAUACCCCAGUACUUUUGCAAACCCUGCAACAGAACUUUCGACACAUAUAAAGGAUACAAACAGCACCAAGGAAAAAUACAUAGAACAAAAAGAAGAAAUUUCAAGUGCCUCAAAUGCGAUAGAAAAUUUGUCAGCAAAUAUGCAUUGAAGUUUCACUCAAACCAGGUCCAUGACAAUAUGCGCAAGGUAACAUGCGAGCGUUGUAUGAAAGUUAUAUACAACAAAUAUCAAUAUUUCAUACACCUUAAGUCUUGCUUAUAA